Drosophila montana is the source of this 904-nucleotide messenger RNA. RefSeq lists its product as uncharacterized. The record is from RefSeq and is a predicted model, not a curated record. The coding region runs from base 93 to 371 and encodes 92 amino acids. The transcript has a single exon. Lineage: Eukaryota; Metazoa; Arthropoda; Insecta; Diptera; Drosophilidae.
GGUUCAGUUAAGAACGAUAAGCGAACGCGUUUGGACGUGUCCCCAAAGAGUUAACAAAGUUUUCACCGUCAAAUAUCACAUAGACCCCAAAAAUGGCACCAGCUGAUCGUUGCGGUGGACCACCACGUCGUGGACCCAUUAUCAAUGUGCAGAUUGCACCACGUUGGCCCCGGCGCCAUCAUCACAACAAUGUUGUCGUUGUGCAGGCGCCGCCGCCGCCGCCGCGUCCGGCGCCCGUUGUGGUUGUACAGCAGGCGCCACCACCACCGCGGCCAGCACCCGUUGUUGUUGUACAGCAGCAGCCGCCGCCGCCCUAUUACCAGCAGCCGCCAUCAGAUGGACACUAUCACAAUCCACCUCCCCGCUACUAGAAGGAGGCGGAGGAAGCGUUCUUCGUUCCAUGAAUUUGCUCAGCACAAAUAUUUCGUAGACAUGUAGACAAGCUUUAUUAUCACACAAGAAAUCACCUGAACACCUGAACAACUGGAAAAAAAAUUAUAUAUAUGUAUUAUAACUUAUCAAAUUUGUGUUCAAUUUACUUUGGCUAGCGCUUAUCGAACUUUUCUUAUCUAUGCGAUAAGCCCGCUAUCAAUGGCGUCUAUAGGCGAUAAGCUCUAUGCCAGCUGUGGCUUUGGAUUAUGUAUUGAUUAUUGAGGCAUUCAUCGCACAUAAACAUAAACUAUAAGUCAAAAUAUUGCCCGGCAUAGCCAGCCAUUAUUAAUAACGAGGGUUGGCCCGCGAGAACCGUAUAUACUAAAACUUCUGGGAAGUGAUUUCCAAAAGUAUUGCUAAGACGAGUCCCAGUCAAAAUGACUUCACUUCAAGUACGCUUUAACUAGGGAAAAUAUAUAAAUUUCAAAAGUUUUCUAGAAUUUAUUUAAGUUGAAUAAAUACUGAAAAAGUA